Molecule: messenger RNA, 28253 nt
Organism: Pelobates cultripes (western spadefoot toad)
Lineage: Eukaryota; Metazoa; Chordata; Amphibia; Anura; Pelobatidae
Source: the annotation of a GenBank genome assembly
GAGAGGAGUCAGACAAUUUAUAGACAAGAGGAAAAGGAGUAGUGAAGACAGGGACCGCAGACAGAUUAGGAAGAGGAUGAGUAAGGGGCCAGACAUUUUCCAUUGCCGUGUGAAGAGGACGAAAAGAAGAGCCUGGGACCACUUGGGAGGAACAAUUGCACGCUGAGCACAAUCUAUGUUUCUAAAUCUGCAGAGGAAGAAGACAGAGAGAGACUAGCAGGCUGGAAGGGCCCCCAAUAAGGCAUGAAGAGACCCCUCCAUCCUGCCAUAUCAAGUAACUAUUUAGUUGCACUCACUCCCAAGGAGACAACCACUUAAUUUAUUACUUGCCCACUAGGGGUCCCUCCACUCACUCACUGCUUAACACUAGCAUCAGAUAAAAUCAUACCAGUUAUUCUAGUCAGGAGACCUGAUUUUGCAUGCUAAUUUCUUCUUUUAAAGUAUGGAUUCUGAAAUGCGUAGCACAUGUUUAUGUGCUGUAAGGAUAGUCAGAUUACUGUGCUAGCUUGUGAUUGGUCUGUUUGACCUCGCCUUGCAUCCUCUGCUUCAAAGCAUUCUUCAUUCUGUCCCACGUUCACAUUCUACAGUUUGCAAAGGAAUUGUUGGGAGGAUUUGACUUAUUUUUCCUCAAGAGUGACCAGAGUGAGGUAAUGCCUGUUGUGUAACAUAUUAAUAUUCUGAAACAUUACCUUUUUUUUUUUUAACUUAUGAGGCACAUUGCUUGCUUGGUUAAAAUUCAUCAUGCAUGUUAUACAAUAUAAGCUGUAGAUAUUGAAUGUGCUAUCAAAGUUUAAUUUAUACUGUCAUUUAGUGUAUAUUAUACAGUCUGGAUAAUAGUUCAUUGUAUCUGGAAAGAUGAUUUUUGUGUCAGUAAAGGCAUUUAUUAUUUAAACAGGUAAUUGUGGUGAAUUGGCAUCUCAAUUGUAAGGUUAAGUCUAAAUAGCUGUAUAUAAAACAUACAAAUCUACUGUUUGAAUUGAGAUUUUUUUUUUUUUAUCUAAAUACAAUGUUUUAUUCUAAAAUAAAAUAAUCUUAUUCUAAGAUUUUCAUCUUCAUUGUAAUCAUUGUGUGUCAUUUGCACACUAUCCCAAAUCCCUAUGCAUAUUUAAAUAACUGGUGGGUUUUAGUAGCACUCCUAUGGCUAUUAGGUGUAAGUCCAGCUGCCAUGUCAAGGCAAACCUCUUAGGUGGGCCCUACACUAACAAUUCACCUCGCUUCCUUCAGCUUCAGGUAAAAAAAUCUCUAAUGAGACAGAGGGGUAUUUUUUUGAUUUGGGAUAGUGCACAAGUAACUGAUUUAUCUGGUCAUUGCUGCUGUCCAGGAAUAGUGGGAGUCUGAGCGCAGGACUUGUCUUUGUAUAAUUGUGUCAUUUAGUGUAUAGGCUCCUAUAUGUGCAUAGACAAGCCUACUGUAUGGAGAUAAGUUGCGUUUGUUUCUUUUUUAAUGAGAGAGGGAAUGAAAAAUGAAAGACACACAUUCUUAAACUUGUACUUAACCCCUUAACGCCGUUAUGGCGUUCUAUGCUUUAAAUGGGCUCUAAAGCCGUUGCGAAAGCAUAGAACGCCAUAACAGCUUUGAGCCCUGGAGCGCCCGGUAUACUCACCUUCCUUGCGCUCCGCUUCAGGUGGACUGCCUGACAGCCCAGACAGCCCUCCCACGGCAAAUCAGGCCCCCAGGGGCCAUGUGAUUGCUCUCAAAGAGCGAUCACAUGGCCGCAAGAGCUGCCUGCAGGGGGACUGCCUGGGUUGUCACUUUUUUCGGUUCUCUUUGAAAAAUAUAGCCUUGGUGCUCCACAGUGGAACAAAAAUACACUCUUCCAAUAUUGGAAAGAAGUGGGCAUUCAUAGGACUUUGUUAUGAAAAAAUAAAAAAAGUUUUUAAUUGUGCAACGUCAACGUUUCGGACCCACUCGUGAUCCUUUCUCAAGACAAAUUACAAUCAUCACAAUAUCACUUAUAUACCCUGUGUGUAUCCCACCACCACGGAAGACGAAACUGGAAACUAAGUGCGUACCGGAAAUGAGUUACAGCCUAAUGCCUCCUAAAACCGUGCACCCGUAUAUGGAACCUAACAGCAACAAAGAUGUUGUAAAAUAGUUCCGGAAGGGUGUAUGUGUGUAAUACAAAGAGAACACAUCCAAAAAAGGGAUAAACCGUGAGACUAAGCGAAGUUGCCUCUAUGCAGUUAUGCAAAACAGCAACUAUAAAAUAGGAAAGCCAGACUUUUUAUAGAAAAAUAUCUUAGAAGGACUGGAUAAUAAAUUUUAAUUAAAUAGAAGAUAUAAUUUAAUAUUUCUAUUUUCAAAUAUUUCUAUAUAUGAUUAUAUCCCAUUAUACAUCUUAGUGACUCAAUCAUCUCAAGAUGGGUUCUAUAGAUGUCAGGCUACCAUCUAUAGAUAGUAAUAAAAAGAGGAAAUAGAAGCUGAUAACAGGCUAGGAGAAGGAAUGAACAAAUUCUUAGUGGUUAUUAAAUUUGUAUAACACCACUGUAAACAAGUUGAAAGGACAUAUAUAUAUACAUAUACUAUAUAUAUAUAAAAUCAGUCUCUGAUGGAGACCGUAUUAAACGAGUCCAAAAAAUAUCAAUUAGAUGACUAAAGAGAUAAUUUAUAGCUGUCAUCAUAGUUAUUAGCGUGUGGGCAAGAAAGAUAAAAAUGAAAUAUAUUGAUUGAGACCAUAUGGAGAUAUGGUAUUGAGAAUCUUUAUCCAAAAGGUCUGACGCUGUAAGAGCAGACGAGCUCUAUCACCCCCACUGGAGAGUGGUGGUAUUGUAUCGAUGCCAAUGAACUUUAACGUGCUCAAUGAGUGUCCUAUCUACAAAAAAUGUUUUGCUACUGGUUUCUCCGUGAAGCCAUCACGAUAAGCGGUAUUAAUAGCUGAUCGGUGCCCUAGUAUUCGGUCUCUCAAGGUUAACUCUGUUUUUGCUAUGUAGUGUAGUCCGCAUGAACAUGUGAUUUUAUACACUACAUGGACCGUCAUACAGGUGAUAUGUUGUUUAAUAUCAAACCGUUUGUUGUUGUGUGGAUUUAGAAAAGUCCUUGUUUGUAACAUGUGUCCAAAUGUUACACACCCUGUACAUUUGAAACAUCCAGGUUUAGAGGUUCUGUUAUUUAACAAGUUUUUAUGAUUCGGGUCUGUGGAUACUAUUAAAUCUCUGAUGUUGCGACCCCUGACAAAACUAAACGUGGGAAGGUGCUUACUUAGAAACAUAGAAACAUAGAAUGUGACAGCAGAUAAGAACCAUUCGGCCCAUCUAGUCUGCUCAAUUUUAAAAAAAAAUACUUUCAUUAGUCCCUGGCCUUAUCUUAUAGUUAGGAUAGCCUUUAAGUAAGGUUCCAAUGUGUUUUGACUGAUUUAGAUACAAACUCAGAUGCCGUUGUGUAUUGAGUGCUUUAUUGUACCGUACUCGAGUAUAAGUCGACCUGAAUAUAAGCCGAGGCCCCUAAUUUUACCACAAAACCUGGGAAAACGUAUUGACUCGAGUAAAGUCCUAGGGUGGGAAAAGCAGCAGCCACUGGUAAAUUUCUAAAUAAAAUUAAAUCCCAAUAAAAUUACAUUAAUUGAAUAUGUAUUUACAGUGUGUGUAUAUAAUGAAUGCAGUGUGUGUGUUUGUGUAGUGUGUGUAUGUAAUGAAUGCAGUGUGUGUAUAUAAUGAAUGCAGAAUGUGUGUGUUUGUGUGAAUGCAGUGUGUGUAUAUAAUGAAUGCAGUGUGUGUUUGUAUGAGGGUGUGUGUAUAUAAUGCAGAGUGUGUUUGUAUGAGUGCGUGUGUAUAUAAUGCAGAGUGUGUGUGUGUAUAUAAUGCAGAGUGUGUGUGUAUGAGUGUGUGUGUAUAUAAUGCAGAGUGUGUGUGUAUAUAAUGCAGAGUGUGUGUUUGUAUGAGUGUGUGUGUAUAUAAUGCAGUGUGUGUAUAUAAUGCAGUGUGUGCAUGUAUAUAAUGCAGAGUGUGUGUUUGUAUGAGUGUGUGUGUAUAUAUAAUGCAGAGUGUGUGUUUGUAUGAGUGUGUGUGUAUAUAAUGCAGAGUGUGUGUGUGUAUAUAAUGCAGAGUGUGUGCAUUAUAUACACACACACACUCUGCAUUAUAUACACAUACACUCAUACAAACACACACUCUGCAUUAUAUACAUACAGACCCUGUGUGUAUAUAAUGCAGAGUGUGUGUGUUUGUGUCAAUGCAGAGUGUGUGUGUGUGUUUGUGUAGUGUGUGUGAACUGGGUGGGGGGAGGGCAUUUUUAUUAUUUUUAAUUUAUUUUUAUUUUAUUAUUAUUUAAAAAAUAUAUAUUUUAAUAUUAUUUUAAUUUUUUAUUUUAUUUUAUUAUUUAAUAUUUUUUUUAGUCCCCCUUCCCUGCUUGUUGCCUGGCCAAGGAGCGGGGGCUGUAACAUUCCCUGGUGGUCCAGUGGAUGGGCUGUGUAGGGGUGAGGGGGGGGCAGAGCUGUUACUUACCUUUGUAGCAGCUCCGGUCAGCUACCUGUCAGCUCCGUGCAGCUCCCCCAGUCAGUUCACAGUGUAACCCGUGGCAAUGCUUUGACGGCCGCGGGCCUCGCAAGACUUACACUGUGAACUGAACUGGGGAGCUGCACAGAGCUUACCGGAGCUGCUACAAAGGUAAGUAACAGCUUGCUCCGGCCCCCAACAGGACCGCUGGGCUUGCAAUGAGCCCGGCGGUCCUGGUCUGUAUUAUGGCAAUGUAAGUUGCCAUAAUACAGACACAGACUCGAGUAUAAGCUGAGGGGAGAUUUUUCAGCACAAAAAAUGUGCCGAAAAACUCGGCUUAUACUCGAGUUUAUAUGGGUAAUUUUGAAGUAUUUUCACUUCUACUUUUUGACAACAAUUUAACUUUAUAAGGUUGUUUUGCAUUUUCUUUUGCUUUAUGUAGUUGUAUAUCCAGCAAGGACGAAGAAUAGAAAACGAUUGUACAUAUCUUAUACUUGAUCUUCAGAUUUUAUUAAAUUUGAGUUGUUACAAAGAAAUUGGGUAUAUGGAAUUGAUUUGAAUACAUGCGGUGGGGGGGAGCUUUGUCAAUGUAAGACAGUAGUUCUAUCUGUACUUUUUGUGUAUAAUGUGUAGCUUAAGGAGUUGUUUUCUCAUGUGAUUAACAGGUCCAGAAAGUUAAUCAUAUUCCUACUGUAUCUAUAUGUCAUUUUAAUAGGGCCAGGGUGGGUGUUGAUCUUCUUUACUAAUUCUUCAAAUGAUUUUCCAUUUCCCAACCAGACCAUGAAACAGUCAUCAAUAUAGUGUUUAAAUACUAGAGUAGACUGUUGAAAGAACGAUUUUAAGAUGGUUUCUUCAUAUUUGUACAUAGUUAUAGCUGUCCUCAUCGCCGUGCCCGUCUUCUGGAUAUAAUAUUUAUUCUCAAAAUGGAAAUAAUUUAAACUCAGUGUCAGAAUCCUAUCCUGACAACUCAAAUAAUGUUUCUUUUCUUAUUUUCUAUUUUACUUCAAUACCAGUUUUCACCACUUGUGGCCUUGCUAGCCACUAAUAGAGAUGUCGCGAACCGUCCGCGAACUUCUCGCGAACGGUUCGCUGCGGUUCGCCACGAGCUGUUCGCAGCGAACUCCGGUCAGCUGACACGUCCCGGCCAAUCUCCAGCAGACCCUCCCUCCCAGACCCUCCUACUUCCUGGACAGCAUCCAUGUUUCUACGAUGCUGUCCAGGAAGUAGGAGGGUCUGGGAGGGAGGGUCUGCUGGAGAUUGGCCGGGACGUGUCAGCUGACCGGAGUUCGCCGCGAACAGCUCGUGGCGAACCUUUCGCGAGAAGUUCGCGGACGGUUCGCGACAUCUCUAGCCAGUCCCUCACUCUGGAAACUUCGCUGAACACAAAUAUUAGUGUUUCAAAACGGUAAAUUGUAUUAAAACGAUCAUAUUGUCAGUGAAAGUGAUGUUUUUGCAUUUUUCACACACAAACGGCACUUUCACUGACGAUAUUAUUGUUGUAAUACGUUUUACUGUUUUGAAACACUAAAAAAAAAUUUUUAGUCCCCCCCUCCCAGUUUCUUACUUGGCCAGGGAGGGGGAAUAUAGCAUUCCCUGGUGGUCCGGUGGCAUGGACUGUGCAGUGGGGAACCGCAGCAAGCUCUUACCUUCCCAGCAGCUCCCUUCCGCUCUCUGUCUAACUCUCGCGGCCUGUGUGGAGUUAUGGCCGCGGGACUCGCGAGAUUUACACAGGGAGCUGCUGGGAAGGUAAGUAAGAGCUUGCUGGACCCUCCAGGAACCAUUACAAGCCCGGCUGUCCUGGUCUGUAUUAUCAGCAAUAUCGGCAUCUCUAUAGGCCGAUACCGAUAUUGCCAAAAAUACAGAAUAUCUGCUGAUAAUAUUGGUCAAACCAAUAAUCGGUCGAUCCCUAAUUACCGUAUUUAUACAAUCAAGUACUGAUUAUAAAUAGGUCCAUCAUAUUCUAAGUAAAUAUAUUUGACAUAUAAACUGUAGCUAUCGGUGAGAUUGAUACAAAUCUAUCCACUUAAGUUAGUAAGUAAAACAACAAAUAUGUCAAAUCACCGUGGUGGAGUAUCCAGUUAAAGUGUUAGAUCAUAUGCUGCCUUCCAUCAAUAACCUCCUAAAGAGUGUGUAUACAAAUCAAAGAGACACACUCCUAGGGUAGAUAUAAUAGGAAAGGGGAGGGAAAGAAACCAGGAGGAUAGGGUUUAUAGAGCAAGGGGCAAAAAAAACCCCGCAAACUAAACACUGAUAACACCAUGAGGGUAAAUCUACUAGUUAGCUCUUUGUCUCGCUACACUAUUGUGCCUUCAAAGGCACCCCUUAAAAAAUCUCUACCUCCCAUCAACUUGAGAUAAGAUAUACUAAUUACAGAAAAAGUAUAAAAGCAAAACCCAGCCCCUUUCCAGAUGGAAUACAAACAAAGAAUAAAUGUUAAAACCAAGUAUGAGAUGCCAACAGGAUCUCAAGAGAAGCUAUGGUGCAUAAAUCAUUAAGUAUAAAGCUGAAAAUUGCCCCAUGUCUCCGUCCUGACGUGCGUUUCACCACUAACUGGCUCUUCCCCUGGAUGCUGUUGGUAUCUCUUGGAUGAAAUAGCCAAGAUGUGACUCAACACUUUUGCAUACAUUUUUCAAUUCAGUUCACAACUGUUUAGUAGCUUGAGCACACAUGGGGUUUCUUUGAAUAUUGGGCAUUGUAUAAAAGAAAUGGCUUACUGAAUGUAUGGGUGGAGUCAUUUAACCCUAAUCACAUCCAAGGUGAUUUACAUAUUCAUUGGAGAACAUUAACAUAAUGUUUAUUUCAAAAGCAUGUAAGAACCAAAAAGAAACAGUAUUGUAAAAAAAUAAUAAAGUGCCAAUACUUAAACAUUUGCCAGGUGAGUUAGCAUAUGUAAUGUCAAGCAAAGCUAUGUUUUUUCAGUAAAUUGCCAUAAUCUUAAAAAUAUAAUGUUACUGGCUUGGACAUAUGAGACAUAUGUUAAGGUCAUGUAUUUGUGAUCUUGAUCAUGAAUGUUAUGAUGAUUUGGCUAAGCUCAUGUUAACUUACUUCCCUUCAUCUCCUGAAGCUCAGUUAAAGUUCAUUACCUGGGAGCCCAUUACAAAGUGCACUUCCCUGAUAGAUCCUCCAAAUAUCUCUAGGACCAAAUUGUAGGAAUUAAACACCAGGGUUAGUCAUACAUCCACAUAGGUACUGCAUGUGGCAGUUUGACAUCUCCCUCCUCUGAUGCUCGCCUCCAAGAUUUCUCCAGGGCUGCACCUCUUCUGUGGAACGCCCUUCCCUUCUCCAUAAGACUUUCAACCAGUCUCCACUCAUUCAAAAAAUCAUUGAAAACUCACUUCUUCAAGAAAGCAUAUCACUUAAACUGUAAGCAGGUUUUUAUCCCCCACCCCCAUGACUCCUCUCCUGCAAUUGUAAAAAAUUACCUACUAAGCCCUCAAUGAAUACUUUUCUAACAACCUACUUCGUACCCCUACUUUUACCCUUUGUAUCACUAUACCCCACUCCCUCUAGAAUGUAAGCUCAUUGAGCAGGGCCCUCCACCUCUCUGUUCCUGUACGUCCAACUGUCUGGUUAAAAUUACAUGUCUGUUAGUCCACCCAUUGUACUGCGCUACGGAAUGUGAUGGCGCUAUAUAAAUAAUGAAAUAAUAAUAAAUAAUAAUUAAAGGGUUUUAAAAAAAUAAAAUUAUUCUAUAUAUUUGCAGUGCAUAUGAAAAGUACAGUCAGGCCCGAGGUACCCCAACGGCAAUCCUCAGGCUUAGCAUAGUAUUGGGUAACGCAUGCACAAUUUUUUAUAUUAUAAACGCGAAAUAAUGUAACAUGUCCAGAUCGGUGAUAAAACCAGACUUCAAGGGUAACAAGAUGUUCUGGGCAUGUGGUUAAACAAUAGAGUGACAAAAAAAAUUAAUAAAGUUAAUAAACUGUGUCCCACAGCUUGAUUAAUUAGUUAGGUCGUGCAGUAUAUACAGUUCGAACUGGCCAGCGGGAUUAAUUAGACUUUAGUACUGAUAACUCACAACUAAUAAUUGUAGAGUUUAAAGGCAGAGCAGGCGUCUGGCUAAGCGUGGUAGUAGUGGUAUUGUUGUUGCUGUGUGUAGGUGAAUCAUGGCAAUGUGUUUAUAUGAGGUAUGCAGGCAUCACAAUUUUGUGUCUUGAAGUACCAUGUGCUAAAAGUUACAAGCCACCUUACAGGGACACUAUAGUCAGUGUAUAGCCAGUCCCUACAGGCAUUUUAAUGUAAACCCUGCCUUUUCAUAGAAAAGGCAGGGUUUACAUUGCUGCAUAGGGACACCUCCAGUGGCAGUCACUCACACAGCCACUAGAGGUGCUUCCUUGGUCUCUGAUAGACAAUGCGCAGCUCUGCUCUGCAUUGAGGCUCUGAACUUUCCCCACAGAGAUGCAUUGAUUCAAUACAUCUGUAUGAGGAGAUGCUGAUUGGCGCAGCGCAACGUUUUGCCAUGCGUGCGCUGCGCAAUCCUGACGCUCACGUAGCUGACGUUCACGUGAUUCACGUAGUUGUUGGUCACGUGACUUCCGGUCUAAGUGCCGAUACGUCAUUUCCAUUUUCCUAUGUUUACAAUCGGAGCCUUCCGGUAUCAUUUUGGGCAAAACGUCACCUCUGUUUUUCAACAUGAAACCAAGUAGGGCAAGCCUUAUACUAUUAGUUGAUCAUAGUAAGUCCACAAACUCUUUGUGGACUUAUUAUGAUAUUUUAAAAUUAUAUAUUUUGCUAGAUGGAGUGGGUGGGAGUUAUGGAGAAUUGGGGAGUUUACUGUUAGUGCUGCUUACUGCUAGCUAGAGGUUAACGGUAAAAAAAAGUUUAUAAAUAUUUUAAAAGUGUAAAAAAAGCUUUAAGAAAUUUUUAAAAAGUUAAAAAAAUUAGUACGUAAACAAAAAUGUUUUAAAACAAGUUUUAAAAAGUAAACAACGUUUAAAAAAAUUUAAAAAUAUAUAUUUAAAAAUGCUCAUUACCACUACACCUGGAACAAACUAGUGAAAAAAGGAUCCCACGCUAAGGUACCCCAGGGUGUAUUCCUUAAUAAAUAGUAUGUGUUUGUGGGGAAGUUUGAAUAACCAACCAGCUAAACUAUUCCGAAAUUAAACAUGGACACAGCGUAAAACUUCAAAGUUAGAAACAAACUGAAUGACUGCGUCUCAAAUGUGCCCCUUCAGCAUCCACAUAUACCUGGCAAAGGUACAUACGGAGGUAUUGCUGUACUCAGACAACAUAGCUGAGCAACAUAUAAAGUAUUAUACAGUCGUAGCACACAUAAGGUUUGCAAAAUAUACUGUGCAAACUCACUUUGUGUGUCAAAAAGGCAGAAAAAAUGCUUAUUACCACUACACUUGGUACAAGCUAGCAGAAAAAGAAUUCCACAUUAAGGUUCAAAAUAUGCCUUUUGAAAUACCCUGGGAUGCCUUCUUUAAGAAAUGGUAUGCCUUUAUGGGAUAGUUGGAUUAUAUUGGAUUGGAUUGGAUCAGGCUACCACUUCUGAUGAUGUCAGCAGACAGCUUGUUUUUCUGAGGCAAAUAUCAUGCAGAUCUACAGCUUCAGGCUUGAAUACAGUAAGAUUUUGCUAUAUUUAUAGAGGCAUGAUGGGUCCAGGGGGGCUAGAUGGUGGUUUUAACACUAUAGGGUCAGGAAUACAUGUUUGUGUUCCUGACCCUAUAGUGAUCCUUUAAGGGGAUAAAGGGACUCUCCAGUGCCAGGAAAACAAAUCCCUAAUCCUGCAGUGCCCCUCUCCCUCCCACCCCCCAUCCCAUGUUGCUGAAGGGGUUAAAACCCCUUCAGUGACUUACCGCAAUCUAGAGCUGAUGUCCCUCGGCGCUGCGUCAGGCUCCGCCCACACUCCACAAUGGCCACGUGUGCGCAUUAGUCCUCCCCAUAGCAAAGCAUUAUUUAAUGCUUUCCUAUGGGGAUUCUGGCAACUCUGGAGGUCCUCAUGCAUGAUGGGAGCUGGCACCCAGACCACUCCAAUGGGCAGACGUAGUCUGGGUGCCUGGAGUGUCCCUUUAAGGUAACUAGUUUCCAGGUUCACAAUAUGCAGCAAGCACAACAUGUUUCAACAGUUUUCCUGUGUCUUCCUCAGGCACCCGAGGUUAUUUAUUUUUACCAUAUAUUAUAAAGACUAUACUGCCCUAUGAAAGUGUCUGUUUUAUCCCUGCAGUGAUACCUACAGAAUAUUGUGUAUAAACAUAUUUUUAUACACUCUUUUGGGCCACUGUGUUGCACUAUAUGGUUAAGGGUAUUGACUUAUAAUAUACUCCAUACUGAUAUAUGCGCUAUUCUCUACUUUGGGCCCAAAUCCCUCGGUCCCUAAUGUACCUCUUUUCUAGGAGCUCUAUAUUGUUGGUGAAUAACAGAAAUUGUUAUUAAGUCUACUAGAGUUUCAUAAAACCGCCCUGCCCCUGGCCACACCUAACUCACACUAAUGUGUAAUCCUAAUAAUCACUUUCAAUUGACAGGCUGUUUCACUACUUCUACUUUAAGACCUUUGAUUUUCACAGAUGUUUUCGUUUGGCAGUAUUACAUACAGCUUUUGUUUUUACCUGAGCAUUUUUGAGAACCAACUCUGACUUAGUUCUCACAAGGGAUGGCCAAGGGUGACUGUCAGGAUGACAGGCAGUUGAGGUGUAUUUAACCCUGCAAUGAAAUUCCUACAAAACGGCAGUGUUUUACAUUGCUGAGUUAAUACGGCAGUGAUACUGCACCUGACUACUUCAUUAAAAAUAAAGUGGUCUGGGCGUUUUUACUGUCACUGUAAACAACCAAAAUAUCUGUUAUAUAUCUGUUAUAAAUAUCCUAUAUUUAUACAAUAAAAAAAGAAAAUCCAGCGCACUCCAUUAUCCUCUAAACAGCAACUUCAGUGUUGACACACACACACACACUGACUGACAGACUCACUGACUGACUGACAGACACACUCACUGACUGACAGACAGACACACACACACUCACUAACAGACACAAACAUUUACACAUUCUUGCACACACUCACAAAUCAUUUUAUUUAUUGCUCAAUAUCUUUGGGAGCUGGUGUGGGGCCUGGGGUCUCCCUUCCUGCUCCUCACGCAUGCAGUUUGCUGGGCCAGAAUGACGAACAGACUGAGCUCCCUCACUGCCAUCAGUGACCUCUCGCCCGGCCGGGUAAAUUUUAGCAGAGUAAGCACUUGCAAUGUGGGGGGAGCAGGUGCCUACUCUGCCUUAACAUGUCAAACUCGCAGCUCACUGGGCCGCAAAGAUAUUCAUUGUGAACCACAUGUGCCCCUUGGGCCGCGAGUUUCACAUGCAAGGUCUAAAACUCUGUAAUCCAGGGAGCAUUGCAUCUAUUUAGGAAAGGUUGAAAAAGAAAACAUUAUAUAAAGUGAAUAUCUCGAGGUUCUUUUUGUUUGUUUGUUUGUUGGUUUGUUUUUUCUCUGCACAAAAACUGCAUUUUCCUUAAUGUCCAGGCGACCCAAAGUAUUUUUUUCUAAAAUGUAAUUUUUCUAAUUUUGCUAUCUUACAACCCCUUUUGGUGACCUGUACAUAACUUUGUAGCCAGUUAUCAUAUCAGUAAAUUCCUAUCACAGUUCCCACAGGUUCAUUUUUUUUAUGGGUGUGCCAUGUCUGCAGUAUUAAGAUAACGGAAAUUUUGCAAGAAUAAAAAAGUAUGACUUAUAUAUUUAAAGCCAAGCCUCUCAAACUAACUACAUGUUUAUACUUUAACAAACUAGUUUAGACUUGUAUUUCCUGAUCAUUGAACAUGGUAUUGGAUUACAUAUUUUAGAGAUCCUGGCUUUACAAAGUUUCUCAAAGCUGAUGAAGAAAGCAGCUGCCAGACAGGGCACAUAGAUGCAUUUUAAAUUGACUCUCCAAACACCAUAACCACUACUACCUGUUUGUAGAAGUUAUUGUGAAGGAAUGUCCUGGUUCCAGCCUGGAGUCUCCCCAGCACCCAGGCUCACCAUCUCUGCUUUUUUAAUUAUUCAGGCAAAAUUUGGUCAUGCUAAAACACCAUUAAAUCCUUUGUGUCACAGAGAGCCAGGGCUGCCAUCAGAAAUUUUGGGGCCCCUGACACAGCAUAAGGUCUGGGCCAUCCGUUGCCUGCACCCGAGUCCGCCCAAAGUGCUAGUGAAAUGUUAGUGAAUAGUGUGUGUAAAUGUUAGUGUAUAGUGUGUGUAAAUGUAUAGGGCUGCAAAAUGUGGGGGGAAAAGCCUACAGUUUUUUUCCCCAUCCAUUAAUUGUAUUGUUUUAUUCCCCCCCUCCCUGUAUCUCACCUGUGGCCAUGGAGGGAGAUCACAUUGGCUGGAGCCGGAGGUCCUGAGGAAUGGAGCAGCCCCCACUACCUGUAUUCUGCAGGGGGCCAAGCACACUUGAAAUAUACUGCCCAGAUGCUCUGCUCUGUUGAGGUCUCGGGAGCCGUGCGGAGCGUUGCCAUGGCAAUGAUCGCGUCGCUCGCAUCGCUCGCGAGACUUCGACAGAGCAGAGCAUCUGGGCAGUAUAUUUCAAGUGUGCUGGGCCCCCUGCAGAAUACAGGUAGCGGGGGGCCCGCAGUGCACACAUAUAUAGCGUUAAUUGCUAUAUAUGUGUGCACAUAGCUAAUGUGGGCAGUGGCGUACACACAACCCAUGGGGCCCCGGUGCGAAAACUGACCUGUGGGGCCCCCCCGCGCUUACUCUCAUUGACAGCCACUAGAGGACCUCCGCGAUUCUCACUGUGAAAAUCACAGUGAGAAGACGCUGAAUGUCCAUAGGAAAGCAUUGAGUAAUGCUUUCCUAUGGGCGGUUUGCAUACGCGCGCGGCUCUUGCCACGCAUUUGCAUUCGGAGCCGAGAAGCGGGUCAGGGGGGAGAGAUCCCCAGCGCCAAGGGAGUCCGGCGCUGGAGAAAGGUAAGUACUUAAGACACACACACACUCUCACGAACAGACGCAUACACACUAGCUAACAGACACACACAUUUACUGACAGACACACACUCAGUGACAGAAAUACACACACUCACUCACAAAACACACACUCACUAACAGAUGCACACAAACUAUCACACUCAGUAACAGACACACACAGUAACACACUCACUGACACACUCUAACACACACACACACUAACACACACACCCACUCACACACUCUAACACACACACACACACACUAACACACACACACUAACACGUUUCUUUUUUUUUCAUCCCCCCAGCCUCCCUACCUUUGGGAGUGCUGAGGGAAUUCCCCGGGGUCCAGUGGUGUCACCCGGGGCACUCUCCCAGACGUCAUCUUCCAGCUCUGGCAUCAGUGCGGUGCGCAAGGGAGCUGAAGAGGAAGCACUCAGGGGAGAGUGCUCCCUCGCGCGCCCGCCAGCCCGCCCGCCGGGUGACACCAGGGACAGCCUCGGGAGCCCUGAGGUGACCGGCUGCUGGGACCCCCAGGAGAAGAGGCUGGCCACAACGGGUACAUACCGGGUCGCAGGGCGGCCGGGCCCUCUGCGAUCCCGGUAUGUACGCCACUGAAUGUGGGGCCCGGGACGACCUGAGCCAUCCGGGCCCCCCAGGACCGCCGGACCCAUGACAACCGUUAUGGUUGUCAUGCCCUGAUGGCGGCCCUGCAGAUUGCCGGUAGCAAUUUGGCAGUACUGAGGGAGUUAAUGAUGAUCUGGCACAGCCAAAGAGUGUGAGUGCUUAGCCCUGUGCUUCCAGCUCAUCAGUGAUUUCCAGGAUUGGACAAAUGAUGAUAAAGUUAAUUUCUGCAUUAUUUGAAGCACAGUGGCAAGGUUGGCUUUUAUAUACCCAGAAUGUCCGUUUUUAGUAAUUCUUUUUUUCCUAAUCUUAUUCAAAAUGGUUUGACAAAAAUGGAGUAGCACCUAAAAAUAUGUUGCCAGUAACGUCUGCAGUGAACUGUACUGGUUAUGGUUUAUGGUAAAAUAAACUUGAGGAUCAUUAUAGUAUUUUUUUUAAUUUUUUUUAGGAACAGCAAUUAUGUGUGAAAAACCCAUACUUCACUAUUUCAAUGGAAGAGGCAGAAUGGAGCCAAUCAGAUGGCUUCUAGCAGCAGCAGGUGUAGAGGUGUGUAUUUAAAAAUAUUCUAUGAAUAACACACACGUAUAAUGUAAAUUCAAAACUUGGCAAUGCUUAUUUUUGUGUUGUUUUUGCUGUCUUCUGCUUACAAUUAAAAUGUACUUCACCUCUUUGUUACCAAGAGUUUUUUUCUUAAAAUAAAUUAGUUUAACAUUUAUGUUAAACAUGGAAUGCAUAUUUAGCAAAUAAAUUUAAAACUAUUUUGUGCGUAGAUCACUGUUCUGCGAUACCUAAAAAUCAAACUAAGCACAUUUACAGAAUUUUAGUAUUUCAUUUAUUUGAAAUAAUAUGAAAGGUAGCACAAGUUAUAUCCCCUAGCAUGAAUGCCAAUAAUUUAACUCAGUCUGAGGAAUAUUAAUAUAUAACAGGGUCUAUGAUAAAGUGUCUUAUGGCACAAAAACCCUUAUACUAUUGCCGCCACCCCCAUCCUUGGGUCCCCUGUAAUGUUUUUUUUAAUGCAGGGUCCAACGUAACUGCAGUUCUUUUCAUUUAAAAGCAGAAAUACAAUCUUUGUCACACACAGUAGCUGUAACAAAGAUACAUAAAAAUGGCCAAAUAAAGAGCUAUUUAGCUAGAAAAUAUUCACACCCCUCUUUCUAUGUCCUAAUACUGGUUAUAUAGCAAACACUAACACACAGAGGACAGUCUUCGACCCUUACCAGGGCAACAGGUCAGAACACUCCUCUUCCGCAUUGCAGAAACGAGGAGUCCAACAGAGGACACAACGCAUAUUGACCUGCCAAUGCCUCGAUUCCCAAACCCCCCUAGUCGAGGAGCGAGAUGCCAAGUUCUGCAGCAAUCUGUUGCGAUCUACCUGUAGAUCGAUAAUUGUAUAAAAUGGUUAAUAUUAAAUAAAGAGAAUUUAAAAAAUAAAAUAAAAAUAAUAAUAAUUCUACCAGGUCUUCAUAUGAUAAAUGUAUGUGUUCAACAAAUCUUCAAGGGGUUGUAACAUAAUGUCACUGUAAGGGAGGAUACUUCAGAAUGUACCCCUGCUAUGUCUGGUACCUAUUGGUUGUAAAGCUGUCAUAUCCUCAUUGUAUUUCAUGUAACCACAUACAAUAUGACAAUAAAGAAUUAUUUUUUAAAAAAAAUGGCCAAAUACCCUGCUUGCAUUUAGUAUUAUAUUUCUUGCAAUGCAGCAUUCUAAAAAUGGCAGCAGAAUGUAAUGUACAAGAAGUACAGGGCAAAGCAGGCCAAAACCACAUCCUGCAAAGGAUACAGUAGUGUAUUCAGUGUUCCUCCACCAUCUAUCCUCCCUUAAGAAUUAAGUGCUAUUAUUUACUUUUAUUACAUUUUAUAUCUUUAGUUUGAGGAAAAAUUUGUGGACACACGAGAACAGUAUGAAAAAUUACUUGAAGGUAAAUCACUUUUUGCCAAUAUUUUAUUAUUACAUUGGGAAAGAUUUAAGCUGUUCAAGCAUUUGAUAGACUGCACUCAUUGUUAGUUUAUAAUUGUAUUGUAUUGUAUGUAUAAUUAAGUAAUUAUAAUUAUUAGGCAAUAUUUAUGUCAAAAUAGCUGAGCUAAAGGUAUUCACAAGGUCAUUAUUUUUUUCUUUCUUAAAAUUCAUCCUACAUUGUAUUAUUAACUGUGAUUUGAUUUUUAGUGAAUUCACUUUUAAUGCUUGCUAUAUUGGAUAUUUGUAAAUCAGGCCCCUGGUGCUAACAGUUGAUCUUAAAAUCUUAAAGUGACUCUGUCACCCUGCCCAACAAAACAAAUGGAGUAUUCCAUAAAGAAAAAUCUCUAUGAAAUGCACACACGGACUGUGUUGACAUUUCACUGAAAUACCAGUGCUAUCAAAAUAUAUCAUAAGACAAAGUAGGAACUAAUGAGGGGCUAGAAAAAGGGCAUUGUCUGUGGAGGCUCCUGUGCUCUUACCAGAUGCUCCAUAGACAUCGGUGUUGUACUUUUGCGCACGCGCAAGAUUUGAGCACUGACAUGGGCUUCUGUCAGAUGAUGCAUCAGUAGGUGGUGAGGGUCCCUGAGUUGGAGAUGCAUUCCUGGGUCACCGCUCACCAAGCAAUGAUGUCGGCAUCAGGGCUUCAGAAUUUUACAAUGCCGUAUUACUAACACUACAGUGUCCCUCUGCCCCUUCAUCCCCCAUGAAACUCUUUAAACACUUACCUGAUUCCUGCACCAAGAUCAUUGAUUUCCUGUGUAGAUUCACAAGAUGCUUGACAUCCACAUGCAAAGUGUGAGCGUUGUUUCACCAAGUUUAAUUCUGUGAAACCACAGGAAGCAUCUCUAGUGUCUGUCUGGUAGACAAACACUAGACGCAGUCUUAACCCUGCAUUGUAAACAUUGCAGUUUCUCAAAAACUGCAAUGUUUUACAUUGCAGGGUUAAAAGAACAGGGACACUGCACCCAAACCUCUUCAAUGAGAUGCAUUGGUCUGUGUGAUGGUAGUAUACGGUAUCACCGUCAAGCAUUCCCUUCUUCCCAUAAAAGAAAAUCACCCAAUACUCCACAAGAAGAAAUAUCCCUGGUAUCGCCGAAUAACCCACACAUGAGCCAAAGCUUAAUGCUGGAACAAGACUGAUUCGUGGAGGGGAACGUAUUCAUCCAGGACUUCCAUGAAAACCGGGCGUUCGCAUGUUUGCUUUGCCAAAAUUGUUCCAUGCAAUUCAUGCGUACGCCCCGCUGACCGCAUUCAUGAGUUUUAAGAUGGCCGCCAUCCUUUGUUCUCACAACGUGUUCGUAUGCCGAAUGGCGGCCACCUAGGAGCAAUUAAGUUGCGGUUUUCUCCACGUUCUAAUGCUGAUUGCUACCCAGGACAGGUGGUCUUUCGUUCGGUAGACGAAUACAAUUAUUCAACACAUACCUAUUACAAGUAUUUGAACAGCAGGGAGAAGGUACAACUGAAGGCAUACACGUAAGUACAUGAAAUCUUUCACAGUCUGGAUGCCUAUAGUGUCCCUUUAACUGCAAACCAAGGAAUGAUGCUUCCUUGAAGCAGGUAAAUAAAGUUCAUAUACAACCUCUAUGUUUGCAUAAUUCAAAUCAACUUGAUUACACUUAAUCCUAAAUAGAUUUUUUUUUUCUUAGAAAGCACAACAGAUGUUUUUCUACCCUGUAUGCUUCACAAAUGUAGUGUCCAACUAUAGAGGACAUGCAGUUCUCCCUAAUUUAUUGAUAAUACACCAAGGGGAUGGCUGAUUAUUGCCAUUACUGACGGUAUUAAAUAGGUAAAGAUGACUCUUUCACAUGUUUCUGAUACAACCUAAAAACACUAAUAAUGGGGUGAUCAUUAUAUUGGUGUUAUACUAGAAAUACAUCCAACAACAAGUGUAAUGGUGUAUGUGGCAUAUUUACUAAUACCAAGGCCUUGUGAUCGGCGUCAGGCGGCAAUGCUGGAAGGCAAAGGUUACAAGCUGACAUGCUGUUUGAGGACAACUUGACAAAUUGUCAUAUAUACUUGUGAUGAAAGCACCUUUGUCACUGGGAUUUGGAGAGGCCUGCUUGCCAGCCUCUUGCCCUGUAACUAUGGCCCUGUGGUGAACUUUGGGGCUAAAAACCCUGUUCGUUCCUUUUCCCUUCUAUGGUGCAGUAUAUGGAGCUUACUGAAUAGAUUAGGUUUAUGGUGUUCGUUUACCGAACAAACUAUCAAACAGCCGGACCACCCGCAAGUUGAGUGUGCAGUGUUAACCUCCCAGAAGCUGUGGUUAACCACAGCUUAAUUGACGAGCGGCUGGGUGGUCGCCAUUCGUAUAGUUGAACACGUGGCGGCGGCCAUCUUGUUUAAUCGAAUGUGGUCAGUGGUGUUUUGCCGUUGAGUUCAUGGAACGGAAAUCAGACACUCAACGGCACGAACACCACUGGGACUUCCAUCUCCAUCUAUGUUCGGCUAAAUAUGCAUGAACAGAGCGCCAUUUGGUAGAAAUAAUCUACCGAACACACUUCAACACUGACUUUGUACGAGCGGUCCCGUUCGACUAUUUGAAGUACACUUUAAUCAUUGGAAAUAGACCAGCCACACAGCCUAAUUCUCUGGGCAUGAAGCCAUGCUUGUGGCCGGUCAAAAAGAGACUUUUGAACCCCUGCUCUGAUCUGGGUAAUUUUUGGAUAUGUUGUUCACUCAGAUCAGGGCUAUCAGGGGAUAUGCUGUAUUUUGGGGUACUUAUGAGACUUUGUAAAAUAUGUGUUUUUUAUGCUUGGGGAUAAUUACGUUAAUACAUUAUCUACCUUAAUUGUAUCACAGGCAGAGGGGAGGGAUUGUGUGCUGUAUGUGGGAGUGUCAGGCAUUGUUACAUUGUUUCUAUUGUUCUGUACAAUUUGUGUCCUGUGCCCCAUCAGGUCCAUUGGGUGUUCCCCUGGCCUAAAAAUCCAAUCUGUACCAUUAAACUCUCAGAUCAUCUUGCACCUUUAUGAAGUCUUGGCUCAUGUAUGGGGGAUUGGAGAACUACAUUCACUCUGCGGAUUGCUAUAAUCACUAUACUCCCCGGAGUAUAAUCACUAGCUCUUAUAAGAGCUGUUCCUGCUAUACUCUCUGAACUAAGAGAGGCCUACCCACUGGAAGCUGAAUCCUGGUCUUGGGUUCAGGGUGGGUGGAGAACGGCGAGACUCCAACCAAGCUGCGGCGGUUUGUUGGGUUUACGGUGGUUAUGGUGUUCCAGUGCAGUGCUUAUGCUACUCGCCAGUACUAGAAAGCAGCGAUUGACAGAGGUAACUGGUCGGAGUGCCAGGCGGUCCGUCACAAUACUCCUCUCCUAUAUUGAAAUAUGUGAACGUGCAGCGGUGGGGCAGUUAAAGAUUACAGAUGCUUUACAGCUGUUUACUGCGCGGGUUCCCAGAAGUAUUGCAGCAUUAUAAUAUGAACACAAUAGGUGGAGCAAUAUGUAUACUUUCCUCUCUUAUUCAAUCGGUUGAACAAUGCUGAAAAAACAGAGGGAUACACAAUAGUGCAGAGAGGAAAGUAUACAUAUUGCCCCACCUAUUGUGUUCGUAUUAUAUGUAUUUUCUGUGUUGGUAUAGGGGAUACCACACAGGUGUUUAGAGCAUUCUAUCACUAUUAUAUAUAUAUACCACUUGUUUUGUUUCUUGUAUUGCAGCAUUAGUCUAAACUAGAUCAUAUUAUUCUGCGAUUACCUCAUGUUCAUUCUACCCCUGAGAUAGGUAGAUUGACAUAGAUGUGUAAAACAGGAGAAGAAAUGGUAAAGUGAACGUUAGAAUGAAUUAAAUGUGUGACCUAAUGUAGAACGCCCUGAACUUGUUUAACAGAAAACAUGCUGACAGUAGAUAAAUAGCGUUUGCUGCUCAGCUAGCCUGAGGCAUUUUGGUGGAGACAGAUAAAUCAGUCAUGCUUUUUUAAAAAUUAAUAAACAAAAUGUUAUAAGUAGGAACAUAAAGACACAGUAGUAUUUUGUAUUUAGCUAUAUGUUUUGCUAGGGUUUAUUUAUUUAGCAAAUGCCAAUCUUUUGCGUCCAGUUACAUGUAGGAAAAAAAUACGCUACUUAAUAAAUACAUAAAUCACAGUUUUAAGUGACAUUUCAGCAAUUUGUUUCUGAAUUUCACAAACUUGGGGAAGAUUCUAGAUUUAGGUAAAACAUAAAUUUUCAGACUAUAUAUAUAUAAAACCAAGAGGGCUGCACUCACCUGAACAUGCAUACAUUAUAGGGUGCUGCUGGGGGCAAAGUUAUACAAAAUACAGAAUCCAGCGCACUCGCUUAUUCACUAAACAAUGAUUUCAAAUUUUAGAGAUUGUAAUAGUUUUAUUUAAAAACACCUCACCUAGGCAAAAAAUAAUAGGGGUUUAGUUACAUUAUAUGAUAAUAUAUUGAAUAAGCCUGCCACAAUGUCAGUGUACCCCAUUCUUGGUAGGUCCUACUCUAGCAGCCUAAUGCUUGCUCUCUCGAGUGCGCUGGAUUGUGUAUUUUGUAUAUUUUGGCCCCAGCAGCACCCUUUAAUGAAUGCAUGUUCAGGUGAGUGCAGCCUUCUUGGUUUCAUUUAUAUAUUUGGGAGUCCAGGUCAACUACUUGGUUUUGCACCCCUCCCUGUCACAGGUGCCUCAUUCCAGGACCCUAUUUAGCCUUGACAGAGAGUCCCAGUAAGAAAGUAUUUCCCAAGUAAGUGGAUUAAUCUCAUAAGAGCAAGCAUUAGGCUGCUAGAGUAGGACCUGCCAAGAAUGAGGUACAUUGAUGUUGUGGCAGGCUUAUGCAAUAUAUGAUCAUAUAAUGUAACUAAACCCCCAUUAUUUUUUGCCUAGAUGAGGUGUUUUUAAAUAAAACUACUACAAUCUCUAAGAUUUGGAAUCAUUGUUUAGUGAAUAAGCUAGUGCGCUGGAUUCUGUAUUUUAUAUAUAUACACCCAAGUAUCGCUAUAGCAAAAAAUAUUUUGCACCCUAUUAUUAAAAUUAGUAUUUUUACAUAAAGUUUAUAAAUGUGUUCAGGGGGCACUUCCCUAUGUAAACUGUUGUGCACACCAAUGUGAAGAUUGCAUAUUUUACUGCCCUUUGACUAAGGUUCCUUUUUUUCUAAAAACUAAAGUGAAUAAAAAAAAAAAAAGGAGAAAAAUUAGAAAUAGGACAAAAAAGAUUAUUUAAAAAAAAUAAAUCUGUAAAGUGACAGUUUUGUAGCCCAUGGAGCAGCGCAGCUAAGGGGAAUGGGCCUUGACAUUGCUGGGAGACAGGCAUAGAAUAGGGGUAUGUAUGGAUUGGCUAUGUGGAUAUUGGGGGUGGGAUUUUGGGUAAGUAUAUAUAGGGGGCCAUUUUAUAUUAGGGGCCAUCUUACUUAAACCUCACUUACCUGUUGUGGUGACGGGGGAUGGAUAGAAAAGUUGGGGAGCAGGUAAUUUGUUCAUAGGUCUGUUAGUUUUAGUUCGCUAAGAACAGUUAAGUUUGGAAUGGUAUUGGUAGGGUCGAGCUCAUUGGUAGCUCCGAACCUGGUGUUUGUAGGGUGUAUCUUGGUAUACCCCUACAUUGUGAAAGCUGGAAAAUCAUGCCAUCAGUGGCAAUGGUUUAUGUUUUAUGUUUAUUUAUAUGUUAUAGGUGGUAUCAAUGAUUGUUUAUGUGGGUCAUUGUCGGGGUAGCAAUGUUAAAGGAAUGGGGUUAAUAUUGUAUUAUGUAUUGUGUUGACAAUGACCUUACAAUUUUAUGUUACCUUUAUAUCAUUAAAGCUGUGAUAUUAAUUUACAAGGUGUCCACGUAUUUUGGGGGGUAUGGGGUAAAUUAAGCAUAUGCCAAAAGGGGACUAUGAAUAUGCCAUGCUUUAAUUUUGCAUCUAUUUACAUUUUGUAGAUGGAUCUUUGUUGUUUCAACAACUCCCAAUGGUGGAAAUGGACGGAAUGAAGAUCUCACAGACUAAAGCCAUUUUGCAAUAUAUUGCUUCAAAAUACAAUAUGUAUGGGAAGAACCUAAAGGAGCGAGUAGUGUAUGCAUUUAUUACAAUAUAUUGAGCCUUUCUUUAAACCAUCCUGUUUUCUGCAAUUGGUACACAUAUUUCAAAUGUUAGAAAAUGUGGCCAUUUAGAGGAACGUGGUAGAACAAUCAGUUGCAAAUUUUGCCAGGAAAUGACUGUAAAGCAGCAGUGUCCAAUAUAUAGUCAAUUUCACACAGGAAGUACUGCUAACUUUCCUCGAAAUGACAGCAGGAGCCUGCUUUCUGAACAUAGUAAAAUAUUAUUAGCUCGAGUGACAGGAGGUGUAAGCGAACAUUUACAGUGGGUGAAUGAAAAUGGCUCUUAAAGCAGCUCUGUCAUCUUCAGUGGUGUUUGCAUAUUUGACAAUGAUCCCCUAAUGUCAUGAUUCUGAGCAGGUCAGAUAUGAGACUUUGGCCAGAGUUACCAAUAGGGUCUUUAUUGCUGGAUUUGGACAUAAAAGAAUAAACAGGAUGUCUGAUAAGUGAAAUUAUAGGAAAGAGAGAGAAAACAGAAAUAAAGGGAAUUAGGCAACAUGCCCUAAAUAGAAUAUAAACAGGAAUGCAUAAUACGAAAACCUAUAGAUAAAAGUAUAGGUUAAAAUAGGACAAAUAAAAUAGAGCAGGACAAUAAGGUUGCAGAAUUACAGGAAAAGGAGAACUUUAGUGUAAGCCCCCUAUUUGAAGGAGUAUUGCUCAAGUAGGAAAAUAACACCAUGUAAUAUUACUUUGAGGCAAAGUCCAGAGUGGUGUUAUGCAGGCAGUUAUAGGGCAGAGAGAUAUACAAAAAGAAAAAAGCAUCUACAGGUGGUGGCUGUCAAAAACCGGACUAAUCCACUACAGCCUGUAGAAAAAUCACACCUUAAAAGACACUCCAGAAGUGUCUUGGGGCUUGACCCCUAAUAAAGAGAACUAUAAUACACUCAAUUUAUGAGUAUCCUCUGGAAAACUAAUAACCAAACAAUAAUGAAUGUAACUAAAUGCUAUACAAAAUAAUAAAUAGAAAUAAACACCAUAGAGAUACUAUAGAACGAUCAGAUGGAAGAAUAGGUGCCAAGUGGCUUGCCUCCUAUCCUAGAGUCUCUAAAAUAGUCGCUGAAAUUUGCAGACUUAGACUUUAAUAUAAUCCAUAGUGGUCAAUGUCUGCAAUUUAUAUCAGCUACACAUGAAAAUACAAGGAGAAUGUAGGAAUAUACUAAAAGUAAUGUAAAAUUUAUAAUAACUUGCAUCACUUAAUAGUGAGGUAAAAAAUAUAUAAAUUACUUAGAAUUUUUUUUUUUUUUUUAUUUCGAGCAAAAUAUCAGGCUGUAUCAGAGUACUAAUACUUCCCUAUUACAAGGAUGGCUAUUAGAGAUAAAUAAUGAUCAGUGCUAUAAAGCUUAAUUAGAAGAACACUAUCCCUGUAUAGCAUGUGGUUACUUAAUAUAUAAGUGUUUAUUUACAUUAAUAUCGCUAUAUUGAUACUCUCUACUGUUUAAAUGUAUCGAUUUAAAUAUUCAGAGUUUAGCUAUACAGGGAUGGUGUUCUUCUAAUUAAGCUUUAUAAGUAUAUUCCUACAGUCUCCUUGUAUUUUCAUGUGUAGCUGAUAUCAAUUGCAGACAUUGACCACUAUGGACUAUGUUAAAGUCUAAGUCUGUGAAUUUCAGCGACUAUUUUAGAGACUCUAGGAUAGGAGGCAAGCCACUUGGCACCUAUUCUUCCAUCUGAUUGUUCUAUAGUAUCUCUAUGGUGUUUAUUUCUAUUUUUUAUUUUGUAUAGCAUUUAGUUACAUUCAUUAUUGUUUGGUUAUUAGUUUUCCAAAGGAUACUCAUAAAUCGAGUGUUAUGGUUAUAGGGCAGAGAGGCUGUAUGGAUUAAGCAGGUAUAAAUCAGGAUGGCAGAAUAAAGCUGGAUAGUUGUGAAGUUCGGGUUGGAAGUCAAGCAGGAAUGCAGGCUGGUAUGGAGCAGGUAAGUAAAUGAAGCAGGAAUUCAGAGUUGUUCAGGCUGGUAUGGAGCAGGUAAGUAAAUGAAGCAGGAAUGCAGAGUUGUUUAGGUUGGUAUGGAGCAGGUAAGUAAAUGAAGCAGGAAUGCAGAGUUGUUUAGGUUGGUAUGGAGCAGGUUUGAAGCCAAGAAGGUAAGUCCACAGGAGCCAGGAUCUGAAGUGUUUCAGGCAAAUCAACAACUUCAAUGUAAAGGCCAUGUGGUGAGUUGGGUGUAGCAGAUGAGGAUGAUAAAGUGAGUUUCCAGAACUAGAGGCAAGGGAGAGAACACUAGUAAAAAUAUAUGAGUGCAGAACCUUGGUUUUAAAGGAACAGAAUAAAAGUAAUAUAAGUCUUAGUUGUCAGGAUAGGAUCCUGACACCUAACUUGACACCCCUGCUUCGGGUGUGGAGUCUCAGGGUACAGAGGAAGGUAGUUUAUACUUUCCUGACGUCGUCUCUUGUGGGCACCGCCAUCUCUGGUCUUCAGCUCCUCAUGCGGCAGUGCUGUACUCUGGGGCAUGCGCAGGAGUGCAAUAAUGAUGUGCGGAGGAUCCUACAAGACUACAAGAGACUUCAUAGACUUACAGGGAUCACCGUAGUUAGUACUGCUUAGAAAUAUGCUGUUCUAAAAAGAAAUAUAAACAAUCCACAAUGUACUGAUGUAAAAAUAAGAAAAAACAAUCUACAGACAGGUUAUAAAUAAAUGGUUAUGUUAUAUAUUAUAUGCAUUAACAUUGUUUUUGGGAAUCUUUUUUUUUUUUUUGCAGUAUUGACAUGUAUGUAGAUGGAGCCUUUGACCUCAUGGCACUGAUCCUUUCUCAUUUCUUCAUGCCUGAAUCUGAAAAGGGAAAACAGUUGGAACUUGCAAAAAAGAGAGCAGUGAACCGAUACUUCCCUGUGUUUGAAAAAGUAUGGUAAUCGUUUCUAACUUUUUGAACACAGGGCAUGUUGUUAUACGUUUUAAUUAGAAGGCUCCCCUGUGGUAUAUAUGCAAGAAAUCAGGAUGCUUAAAAGGACAAUUUAGGCACCCAGAGCACUUCAUCUCAAUGAAGUGGUCUGGGAGCAGUGUCCUUUUCCACAUUCUUCCUGCAGUGUAAAACUUUGACUUUUUUGAGAAAUUGCAAUGCUUUUGUUGCAGGUUUAAGACUCUCUUCCAAACAGCCACUAGAGAUGCUUCAUGAAGUUUCACAGAGUUUAACUUCAUGAAACGAUGCUCGAUGUCCUCACUCUUUGCAUGAGGACAUCCAGAGUCUUUCAAAUGCCCAAAGGAAAGCAUUGUUUCACUCGCCGUGCAUGUUCACUAGGUUUCUAGAUCGCCAUGAUGUUGGCAGAGGAGAGCCCGAUCCCAUGCUGGAAUUAGGUAAGUGAAAGAAAGGGUUUUUAACCCCUUGUGACCAGGGUGGGAGUGGGGGGCAUUGAGGCAGAGGGACACUAUAGUGUUCCUUCAAAAUGGGGUUGGAACCUAUAAUGGUUUAAUCACUAAACAGUGUAUUGUGGUGAAUUUAAAACCAACAGGGUUGUUUACUAGAGCAAUAAUUCCUCUAUCUAGUUAAGCAAAUAAGCAGGGGAACUGCCCAUAGGAGAGACUGCCACUCCACUCCGUUCUCAGCACAGACCUGCAUACUGUCAGUGUAUAGAAGUCUAUGCUGGGGAUUGAUUUACACAUGGGUGACGGACAAUAUUUUUGAGAUCUUUUAAUUAAGAUUCAGCUAAAAACUUGCUCAGGCCCAGACCAACCUCCUUUGCCCCUGCUGCAUGAGACAAAUAACCAAAUUACAACCUCAUUUAAUUUUAACCAAAUCUUUCAGAUCUGGAAAUCUAUCCUUGGUGAAUAAUAUUCAUGCUAUUCAUGAUCACCUGUACUUGUGUUUUGUAUAAUUGUUUCACUUUCAGAAAAAAAUGGUGUUCACCAUUCAUGUUUGUUUUUACAUCUGCUUAAGGUGGAAUAUUAAGAAUAUUGUGUGUGUAUGUAUAUGUAUAUGUGUGUAUGUGUGUGUGUGUAUGUGUAUAUAUAUAUAUAUAUAUAUAUAUAUGUAUAUAUAUAUAUAUAUAUAUAUAUAUAUAUGUGUAUGUGUAUGUAUAUGUGUAUGUAUAUAUAUGUAUAUAUAUAUGUGUAUAUAUAUAUAUAUAUAUGUAUCAUUUGGAGCUAAAUAAUUAUGUUUUGUAGGCUUUAAAAGACCAGGAUUUUUUGGUUGGAAACCAGUUGAGCUGGGCAGAUGUAGUACUGCUGGAGACGAUUUUAAUGAUGGAGGAGGUCCACGAUGACAUUGUUCCUAUUUUCCCUCGGCUGCAGGUAAUGUGGGCACAAACACAAUGUGUCUGCGUGUUUCUGUCAAAUCUAUAGCAGUUUAAUAUUUCUUAAAUGUACUUUCCUGUAACAGUAUCGUGCUUCUUAAUUGGUUUGAUCAACCUGAUUUGAUUUUUGAUAUACUGGUAGCUUUUCAUUUGGCACUUUAAACCAAACCCUUAAGGAUUAAUGCCAAUACAAGUAAAGGGCUUGAUCUAAAGUUGCAUUUUAAUGCUCUUAUUGGUUUGAGCGUCUUGGGAGUAACCUUAGUUUGUAAUUGGUAAUCAACCGCCCUUGUUUAACAAUAACUAUUAAUGACUUUUUCACAUGCAAGUGUUAAUAAAGAGAUUUUUCAGCAUGUAUACAGCAAGUAUAUUUUGAGAGAAUAUAUUUUGUUCAUAAAAAAAAUCUGUAGAAUAUAUCGUGCUUGAGUAUAUCUGAUUUUAAAAAGUGCCCAAUGUUAUGAACUGUUAUACAAUGCAUUGCCAACUUCCUGCUUAAAAACCUGUUUUGCAAGCAGCAUGCAUGAGCCAUUUACUAAGUAAUACUUCUUCUACCCCUUUCAAAGUUACGUCUCAUAUUGCUGAAGCUGUUAGCAAGUUUUUUUUAAGAGUUUUAAAAUAGGUAUAUACAAAUGGGAAUUUACCAUUAUGUAGCUAGAAUUAUAUCAUUCUUAUUUAUACAUUAAGGUUAAGUGUCCUCCCUAAAGAUGUCAACAUGCUGGCUUUUGAAUGCUUGCUAGGGCAGCAGGACAGUAGAAUAGCCUUAAUCAUUCAAUCCUAGCUUAGAUUACUGAGAUCCUUGUAAAGAGGAAUAAUAUCAAGAAUUGUUUGCAGACAUGUCAAAUCACACAGCACUGCCAUUGUGACCCCCAAUUUACCCUCAGUCACCUCAUCAUCCAUCGUCCAACACUAUCAUCUGGUGUCAGCUGUAUCCUAGUACUGAAUGUCUCCAUCUUGUUUCUCUGUCAGUCAUUGUUAUAAACUCUGUCAUCAUAGAGAAGAUGAGGAGAAACAAAAACAUUGGGGGAGAUUUAUAAAAAUGUCAUAUUCUGGUACAAAGCUGUAAAAGUAGAACAGCCACUCAUGCAAUGUGCCUUCUAAUUCCACUUGUUUCCAUGAUGAUUGCCCGUUUUUACGAACUUUGCACCUCCUUUUCAGAACAGGACACGUUGAUCAAUACCUCUUAAAGCUUCUGUGUCUCCAAUACAGUGUGCACCCUGGCUGUCCUGGACUAAACUAAAAGAAUUAAAACACCACAUUAGGAAGAUUAACACAGGUUCCCUUGUAGUAAUUGUGGGAAAUUGCUAUAUGUAUUGUAUUGUCACAGGGUGAAUAUAUGGUAAGUUUGAUCCACAACCUAAGCAACAUUGCAUUUGUGCCAUUUCUAGGAUUUCAAAGAAAGAACAAGUGAGAUCUCAACAAUUAAGAAAUUCUUGCAGCCUGGAAGUCAGAAGAAGCCUAUGGCUGAUGCAGAGUAUAUAGCAACUGUGAGAGAAGUCCUUCAGUUUUAAAUACAGAAGACUGGCAUCAACCAUGCAUUAUUAUGAUUGUAGAUGGAACAUGAAUGUAGUAACCUAAAGAGCGAAUAGAAUGUAUUUUGAUGUAGAAUGGAAGGUUUUACAAUAAAAUAAAGAUAACACUAUCUCGGUUUAUAUAAAUUGGUGGAAUUUCCAGUUGGCCAAUAACCUUUUUUUCAGUACAAAUACAUAGUUACAUAGCUGAAAAGAGACAUGUAUCAAGUUCAGCCUUUAUCACAUAUGACUGAUCCAAAAGAAGGGAAAAAACUGUUAGAAGUGCUUCACAAUUUUGCAACAAACUAGGAAAGAAAUUCUACUUGAUCUCAGAAUGGCAGUCAGAUUUCUCCUUCGAUCAAGAAGCUGUUACCCGACAAAUUAAAAAUUACAUCCCUGAAUAUUACGUUUUUGCAAGUAUUCAUUCAAACUUACCAGGAAAGGUUAAAGGAUCUUAACAUGUAUAGCUUGGAGGAAAGACGAGACAGGGGGGAUAUGAUACAAACAUUUAAAUAUAUAAAGGGAAUCAACACAGUAAAGGAGGAGACUAUAUUUAAAAGAAGAAAAACUACCACAACAAGAGGACAUAGUCUUAAAUUAGAGGGACAUAGGUUUAAAAAUAAUAUCAGGAAGUAUUACUUUACUGAGAGGGUAGUGGAUGCAUUGAAUAG